Molecule: messenger RNA, 9945 nt
Organism: Porites evermanni
Lineage: Eukaryota; Metazoa; Cnidaria; Anthozoa; Scleractinia; Poritidae
Source: the annotation of a GenBank genome assembly
AUGUCGAGGUUGUACCUAGCUACUGCAGUUGGCCUUGUGGGAGUUUCCGCGUUAGGAAUAACACUUGACAUUCGACGUAAAAGGCGGUCAGAGUUGCACUCAUUUGGCUCUAUGCUUCGACAGUAUUUCGAGUACUUCUUCUUGUCCUUUUUUGGGGCGAGAAUGAGAAGAAAACUGGAAAAUGACAGUGCUAAUUUCGCCGAAGUGCAAGAAGAAACUUUGUUGAAGAUUCUCAAGGGAAACGCCAGUACUGAAUAUGGUGUUAGGUAUAAGUUUGGUGACAUAGAAGGCAAAAAGCAGUAUGUAGCCAUGCAUCCAUUGACAAGACAUAUUCAUUAUAAAGAAUUUAUAGGUGAGAUUUUAGGCCUUCCUUGAGUAGAAGGGAAGGCACUACUUUAUGCUGCCAUAGGCAGUGGCUGAGGGCUUGAUUGAAUUCUGCUUGGAUGCGAGGGGUGGGGGGGGGAGGGGGUGGUGCAGGUUAUCUUAAAUAAUGGAGGAGGAGGAUAGAGGGGUGGGAGCCUGGAAGAAUGGGGGGUGGGUGGGGUAAGGGAGGGGAACAGGAGAAAUGAGGGAAAAUAAUAAUGCUUAAUAUUUACAGAUGCAAACGGAUAAAUGGAGGAAGCCAUGAGAAUAGUGGUUCGAGCUGGGGAUGCAAGAAUAAUGGAAGGUGGGAAAUUUGGACCGCCCUGUUCCCCCUCUUAGAUAGAAGAGGUGAAGAAAGAGUGUCUGAGUUAAGAAAGUGGAGAAUGUGUACGUGGAAAGAGUGUCUGGAUUAAGAAAGUGGAAACUGUGUAUGUGGAUAGAAAGGUGGAACUUGUGUGCUUUUAAUAUGUAGCUUAUCCGCCAGGUAAGUUGAAUGAAGAAUGGAAUUACCAUCUGACUAUAAAUCCUAGUGAAAGAAUAAUUACCUCAAUAGUCAUCGCAGAUCUGCUUGACUUCAGAUGCCCGAUAGGUGAAUGAUGAUAGAGGGGUUGAAUGUGGCUAAAUGGAAUUUAGGCAAAGUUAAAAUAGAAACAAUGCUGGCCAGCAAUUUCUUGUUACCUGGCUUGGGGUGACCCCAGGCAUCCAUAAAUGCAGUUUGCUUGCUUGUAGUUACUUGCCGAGUCAUAUUUAGCUUGCCUGCCUUUGCCUUGCUUAAAAUUUUCUGCCCACUCCACCCUCCCAAUUGCCCCUCCUACCUAGGUAAGUAUUGGUGGUAAGUAAUCCAUUGGUGGUGGCCACUUGCAGGGUUGCCAUGGAUACCUCUUUUUCUUGCUACAGCUUUGCCCGGCUCCACCAAUCCUUAAGGCACCAGGUCCCAAGCUCAUCUAUUGGUGAUGAGUUUUAUGUUCAAUGAUGUCCACAAUGCAUGAACAAUUUAUUAUAAUGAAACUUUAUAAUUUGAGUAGACAGGUAGACACAAUUUCAGGACUGCAUUGAAGCAGUUUGUUGUUAGUAUUUGUUUAUAUAAUGUAAAUAUCAUGGGUGGCAAAUUACUCCUUAAUUUUGGCAUGAAAUUUCAGUGCUAAAAUUUAUAAUUUCACAUGUGAAAUUACAAAAAAAUCAAUUGCCGUGACAUAGCUCCGUACAUCUCAGUGCCAAGAUGGCAUCAAGGUUAAAAAAUGUUAUGAAGAUGCCUGGGCAUUAAAAACGCUUCAGAAAUCAGGAAAGUCAAAGAGCACAUCAAGAAGGAUUCUAUCAGGUUUUUUGUUGAAAAUUCAAGCUCCAAACUUUUCAGUGUGGGGAGUUCUUGAUCAACAAUUGAUAUGAUAAACAUGUCAAAAACCCAUGAUUGUGAAAGUAAUUUGUCACCCAUUAUAUUAAUAGGUAAUCAUAUGGUAUGCUUGGAAAAUUAAGGAAUAAUUUCACUUGCAUUUUGUCCACGGCAGGUGAGGGAAGUUAUUAGAAUUUAAACAAAAUGCAUAGGAAAUUAUUUCCUAAUUUCACCCACAACAAUUUGAUUACACAUACUAAUGUGUCUUUGUUAAUUACCAUGAUCAUAUAGAUCAGGUGUUGCGUGGCAAGAAGAACAUUCUUACAGCAAAGGAUCCAUAUCAGAUUGGUGUCACUUCAGGCACUUCUGGGAAAAGUUCUCUGCUUCCAACUACCAAUGACAUAUCAAAAACAUUCCUUGUCAAUGGUGUUUUUGUUGCAAUAAGUACCAUGUUUGAGGCUUUUCCUAAGGUAAUAGCCAUUUGUAAACGUGAGUAAAAUAGACCACACCUACAUGUGUAGGUCUUGUGAUAGCCUGCUAGCAGGCUCACUGGUGUGUCGGUCUGGGUAAAUUUUUGUGGCAGAGCUGGGGAGGAAAUGGGGCUCCACUGCCAAAAUUUUCCCAAAUUGCAAAAGCGAACCUCUUGAACUAACCCAGGCCAGGUUUCAGUGAAUGGCAUCACCAUGCAUAGGAUUUUGUCCACAGAUUUACUGCUACAACCCUGGACAAAACUGUUGAGACAUUUCCGUGUAAUUUUCAAUUUCGCCACAUGCAACCAUCUCGUUGAAGCGGAACAAACUCGCCCCCCAGCCCACCCCUUGCGCAAUGUUAUUUUGGCCUAACAGCUCACGUGUGCAUUUCAUCUGUUACUGCAAACAACAUUGCAACAGGGGAGGGGAGAACAGUCUCUUAAUUUGCGAUGGUAACAAUUUUGGCAGGGCGAGGGCAAAAAAUAGGAAUUUUUGUAAUGAGACUCAACAGGUUUUGUUCAGGGUUGUAGGUGCUAAAGGGAAGCAAAAUAAUCAACUCACCACAGCUUGGUCUAGGACUGGACUGAAAGGGUUCAGUGCUAAUAAUCUUCUGCUACACUGUAGCAGUUCCUUAUAACCCUUUGGACCAUCAACCUAAAAAUUCUCCUGAUUGAUCUCUGUACAUUUCCUUAAAAAAAAGAAUUCGUUGACAGAAUUUUAUAAAAAGAUCAAAGCAUUUCAGUUCCCUUAUAGGUGAUCAUUGUGGUAACUCUCAUAACCUUUUCUCUUCAUGAUGAGUUAAGAUAUUGUGAAGAGAAAAUUGAUGUUGGUCUCUCUGACUUGAAGGUUUAACAGUUCAUUAGUUGAUUCCAUUUAAAGUUUUGAAGUUGUUUCCUGGCUAUUGUUCUCUUGCAGACUUAUGAGCUACAGAAAAGCUUGAAGUUCUUUUACUCCCCAAGGUGGCAAUACACAGAGUCAGGCCUUCCCAUUGGUCCAACCUCCUCUUCACCCAGUAAUUCACAGCGCAUCCUACACCUCUAUUCAACACCAAAACCAGGGUUCGACAUCUUGACAGAACCCGAAGCUCUAUACAUUCACUUGCUGUUUGCUUUAAAGGAUAGAAACCUUGGUAUCUUGGAAGCAAACUUUGCACAGAUUGUGUAUUCGGGACUGUCAGCUCUUGAGGCACAAUGGAAGUUGCUGGUGGAGGAUAUUGAACUGGGAAAAGUGAAUCCCAAUUUGGAGAUUGAAGAUGGUGUCAGAAGGUUGGUAAUGGCUUCAAAAAUGUGCAGUAAAGCCAGUUCAAACUUUGCCAGUUGAUUUUAUUAAUAAACUGAUUUUCGAAAAAUUGAUUCCAACGGUCAUUGCCGGCACCAUUUUCAAAAUCAAAUUGGUAUUCUUACAUGGAUAGUAGCAGUUUAUUUUAGACUGAAACUUCUCUGAUUUCGGUCUUAUUAAAGUCUUUCACCCUUUGAAUUGGUAAAGUUCCCGCAAAUGUAUGAGGACAUUAUAUUGGGUCAAAAAAGAAACCUGAACAACAGAACUUUUUACCACCUCAUGUGUGAAUUCGCUGCUCAUUGCAUGUACAAGAAUGAAGAAUUGAAUCUCGUAACAACAACGACUACCGGAUUUAACUUUCAACUAAUAGAUUCAUACACAGAAUCAAGGAGUACCUAACUCUUGACCUGACUUGACUGUAAUCAUAUUUAAAUCUCACUUCCUGGGCUUUCCCAUCAGUAGACACCCAGCCCUAAUGACAACAACAGCAACAACAAUCUUUAUUUGUACUCAUUCUUGCUAAACAAUAAAUUAUGACAAUAAAAAUAAUGAAAGUAAAAUUAGAGUACUGACUGCCUGGAAUAACCAUAGGGGCUAGUGGAGCCAGGCAGCCAGUUGACAUCAGAGGAGAAGUACCUGCACCUAAAAUGAUGCAUUCCGUAAGAAUACAAUAAUUACUGCAAUCAUGAGUGAAACCCCCUCAUUUGUGACAACAACACCAACAAGCAGGUACUACUCUACAAAGAGACUCUGUAAAAACAAACUCCUCCCCCCCCUCCCCCCCACACAGAAUACAUUACCUACCAUAGAGAAUAGAGGUAAUGACGUCAGAAGAACUAAAAAAAAAAAAACAAAAUGAGCAAUGUUCACUAGCUAAGAACAAGUCUAUUGAUACAAAUUGGUGGGAAUCGAAGAAAUAAGCACUUUUAUGCUUAGAUGACUCCAUACAAAUCUUUCUAAAUUAGUGAUCCAAGUCAGUUUUAGAAGGAUUGGUAUGUGGUCAUCGGAGCAUAACGGUGUUUAUAUCUCCCCACCAAUUUGUACUAGAAGGCUGGUUAUUAGCAAGGGGGUUUUAUUCAUCUUGUAUAUGCCAACUAAUUCCAUAAUUUCACAAAUUUGAUUAUUUGUGAUGACUCUGUCAUUAGUCUAAAUGACAUGGUUACUGGUCGCUUUCCCACUUUCUAGUUAUCAUGAUGGUCAAAACCUUCCUCUUUAAACAUUACAGGUUUUAUGGUUCUCUUUUUUAAUAAAAUCAUUGGUUCUUUUGUUUGGUUUCUUUAAGAAAACUGAACAACCUUCUUAAACCAGACGGGAAACGUGCAGAGGAGUUGAAACAGGAAUUUUCCAAAGGAUUUUAUGGCAUUGUUAAUAGGAUAUGGCCUCAUAUAAAUUUGGUCCUUGCUUGCUCAACAGGUAUUUAAACUGUUAGACUUAACAUUACACAAAGAUUUAGAGGCGUUAACAAAAGACGCAGUUUUAACCAUUCGUCGUCAUCAUUUAAUGGACCAAUGAUCAGAAGAAAACACAUUGUCGUUUUCGGAUAUUCUCUUAAUUUACCUAUACAGUGCCUAGACCUUUAUUCUUGAGAAACAAGGGCGGCAGCCUGAGAAGAAGAAAGUGCGACUGCUUCUAUAGCUAGAGCAAAUGAAUUAGGCGUUGCCCUCACAACGCUAAAUGGUCAAUAACCGAAACCAUUGACAGGAUGAUAAUGGCUGAACCACUGCAGGAAUGUUUCUCACGUUUCCCGAAAACAAAAGUCUCUACUGUCUCGCGCCUUCGAACGUCUGGCUCGACGGACCUGUAGAAAAAAGAAAGACUGCUCGUGAUCCACUACACUAUAGUUAUGAAAUAGUUUUUGUUGUCUUGGUGCGUUUUAGACACUCGUGCACCUGAGGGAGAAAAGGUCAUACUUAUUGAUAUAUCUUCUUGGUUUUUUUUAUCAUUGCAUCGUAGGUUCUUCUGAACUCUACGCUUCCAAACUGAAGGAGAAAUACUUGGGCGAUAUUCCUAUUUAUUCGCCAUUUUACGGCGCAACUGAAGGGCUUAUUGGAGUCAACCUGUGGCCGGAAGAAGAGAACCCCGUGUAUAUGCUGGUACCACGGGCCAUGUUCUUCGAGUUUAUCCCUGUAGAGGAAAGCAGUGAAGAACAGCCUACUGUAUGUACACCUUAUAAUUUUUCGAUUGCUGUGAAGCUACUUAUUUUCUUUUUCUGCCUUGAGAUAUUUAUUUAAGUCUCAUUAUGGCUCUUGUUUAAGCACAUGUGGAAAAAAUUGGUUAUUCGUUUUUCGUGUUCCAAGGUCACCUUUUUUUGCACUUAGUAUUGCCUUGAGAUUUUUUGUUGAAAGACGACGAUUUAAAUCUCUGUAAAAGUUAAAACAGAUUCCCGCGAAGGGGAUAUUUAUAAGCCGUUUUUGCUCUACAUCUAAUCUCUCUGUCUAGUCAAAGUGUAUUGAGCAAGUUGCAUUGCAGUAGCUCAAGGGAGUAAAUCUCUAACAGUUUUCAUUUGUAUUCAGAAGGCGCGGUUUCCCUUUGGAGUCCAAAAACUUCACUAGGGUGCUUAAGCAACCGCCACGACGACAACAACGACAACAACCUCAAGAAACAAUUUGUUUAAUGAGCGAAACAACAGAUGUGCACGUGUCACACUUUUGGUACAUUUCUUUGACGUCACGACUACGACUUGAAACCUCCUAAUGUGGCGUUUUAUGGAGGACUUGAACAUACGACAACGAAUUUUCCUUUCUCGUUUUGAAGCUUGACAUACUCCUUAAGCAUUCCAGUCCUGAAGAAAUCGCCUGCAUUUGACAAAUUGAGCGGUCCAAUUAUUUUCCCACCCGCAAAUAACUUUUAAACUAACCGAGGCCGGGGGAGAAAGGUUUUAUUUACAGUACAAGGUUCAACUGUGAGAUGGACUAAACAACAGUAAAGAAACUACAAUACAAUAAAUAGAAUAAACUAACUUAACAAAAGUAAGUAAAUAACAAAGAGAAACUAAGAUAAUUUGUUAAACAACUUAGUAAGACGGGGGGACUUCAACUUGCCUAGGAAUUCAAGACUGUAGGAUGUUUCUUUAGCAGCGGGGACGGCAUUGCAUCUUUCAGUUUAGUCUUUAAAUUACCUCCGUCAGUGUAGAAACUUGAGAUUUGAGUUGGUUGUUUUCUCUUUUUAUGUUAGCAAUAGACUCAGGCAUAGUAUACAGGGAGACAAUAAAACAUACCAUUUAAGAAAGAAAAAGGAAAACGUUACGGAGCACAUUCAACUCACGUCCGUCCGAUCUGUCUUGGUCAGCUCACGUGACUCUUUAGACGCGUUGAAGUUCAGUUGAAAGGACGCAAAUUCAUUUUUUAGGGAAGUUUUCACUACCGUCGUCGUCCUUCUUUAAGCUCCCUUAAAUCUGAUAUAUCACCGCUAUCGCAACGCCUCGAGUGAUCAAAUUUCGUCUUGUGCCGAUUUGAGACCGUGCAAAAUGUCCAUGUACAUGCUGAAAUUUCAACGCCGUGGUCUCUGUGAGUGUUUGGGCCUGACAUUUCACACGGCAUUGAUUUACUCUCUGAAAACUUAGCAUGAAAGAAGGAGUUCAACAACGUAAGCUAAUAAAGUUUUUAAGAGUACCGUAUGUUGAUUUUAUUUCCGGAAAUUUGCGCGAACGUAAUCAAUGUUUAAUAAACUGGGCCCGGGUAUUUUUCCAUGUAUCCUUGUUAACUGCAUGUCAUUUGCUCCAUAUACAGCUAAAACCAGUCUAUUUCUAUCUUGCAGACGCUUUUCGCCGAGCAAACAGAAGUUGGAAAAAUUUAUGAGCUCGUUGUCACAACUCUGAGCGGAUUGUAUCGUUACAGAAUUGGAGACGUUGUCAAGAUCGCUCGUUUCCAUAACAACUGCCCAGUAGUUGAGUACCAGUACCGUCAAGGGCAAAUUCUGAACGUCAGAGCAGAGAAGACUUCCGAACGAGUCUUUUACGACGCACUUAAGUCAGUGCUCAACCAUGACGGACAGCGGUUUCGUUUGGUGGAUUACACAUGCGCAGAGAGUAUUAUGCUCGAUGACGAGAGUCGUGCGUUGAAAACCGCUGAUGUUAAGGGUACAGCACCUUUUUAUGUCGUGUUUUUGGAAUUGAGUUGUGGGAAACUCGAGGGUGAAGAAAUAAAGACACUUGAAAACAAGGUAUGUAAAUUGCGAUAGAAGGCCAUCACCGCGAUAGUACGAGAACGUGGUACGGGGGGAGUUCCAACCCGAUGACCAAGUACUAAACUUGGCUCUCCUACAGUCUUAGACAAAAAAGAUGGAAAAUUUGUACCUGCCCCCCUCCCCCGCCCCCCCCCCCCCCCCCCAAAACAAAGGAUGAAAAAAUGCCGUUUUUGGUUUUUGGCGGGCUUCUCCCUUUUUUGGGGGGGGGGGGGGGGGGGGGGGUUGGGUUUUUUUUUUUUUCUGUCCAAAAUUGAAGGCCCGGGGCCCCCUCCUUUAAAGAAUGGAAGGGUGGAGGAAAUUUUUUUAAAAAGAAGACGGAAUAGUGGGAGUAAGGGCCCCACACCCAGAUGAAAGGAGGCGGGUGGCGGGGGGGGUUCCACCCCUGGACACAAAAAUAAAAUUUUCGUCCCCCAAACUUUAAAAAAAAAAAAAGGGAAAAUUGUUCCCCCCCCCCCCCCCCCCCCCCCCCCCCCCCCCCCAAAUCAAGGAUGAGAAAAUGCGCGUUUUGGCUUUUGCGCGGCUUCAUCCUUGAUUUGGGAGGGGGGGGGGGGUGGGUUUGCUGUUUCAUUUUAUUCAGUCCAAGAUUGAAGCGCCGAGCUGCUCUCAGUUAAGAGAUGAAGCGAGUUAGAGAAUUUUUAUACUCGGUGGUGUGCUAAAAAGAUUGCGCCACAGACAGGGGGCGGCGAUGUUGAACUCUUGACCACUUCUAUCAAGUAGUUUACCCGAGCUAACAGCGAGCUCGACAGGAAGAGCUUUUUCCGGGGGGGGAAAGGGGAAGGGGGAGGGAGGAGGUUUUAGGGGAUGAGAACAUGACUAGGGCCUUCCCUCCCUUUUCACUUUUCCACCUCUUUUCUUAUUUGUAUUCCUGUUAACACCUUGCCACGCAGAACGGAUUAGCGAAGCGUGGGCGAUAAUCAAAACGUCAGCAAUACUCUUAUUUCGUAAGUAAAACCUGUUGUUUGAUAUUUUAAACCCUUUUUUGAGGUAUAUGUGAAGUCUUCGGCUUCUCAUGGGGCGCAAAAUCUGUUUCUUUUGUGUCGUUAUCUAGUGCUCCUAUUGGACACAAGUAACCUCGAACCCCAUCGUCUCUCAGUCAAAACCUCCUACAUCAUAACAUGCAAAAGUCUUAACAAAGCGGUCCUUAGAAGCUUUGUUUGUAAUGGUUCGUAACGACAAUUUGCACCCUCAGUUAUUUUGUUAAAUCUAUUUUUUUUUGCCUUCGCAGCUCGACCAUGCCUUGUGCGAGUUCAGUCCUGUUUACGAAUCUUUCCGACAGAAAGGGAGCAUAUGUCAUCUUCAGCUUUUCACAGUAAACAAAGGGACUUUCGUAGGACUCAGAAAAUAUCUUCUACGCAACAAUCCUGCCGCAGCUAAUCAGAUUAAAAUACCGCGUGUUAUAAAAACUAAACAAGCCCUUGAUGUGCUUUUAAAUAAUAUUUACUGACCACUUAUGUGAAUAAAUGUGAUGAAAGCACAUUUUGCCAGACUAACAACAACUUUUAAGCCGUCGUGGCACCACUACGAGACAAGUUGCUCGCAGAGCUUAAGUGAGAAUCGCCUUCAGUACGUUAGUCCAAUGCGAGAGCAGUGUAGGUAGACCUCUGUACAUUUGGUAAUUGAAUGGAUAUUGUAAUAAAGGUAACUGCAGUUUGUUUAGUGGAUAGUACUAUCCAUCUUUUGAAAAACCGGGGUUGAUGGUUUUUACAAUUUUUCACCCAUUCUGUCCAUCAUUCAAAUCAUCAGGAAAUCGAAACAGAAGGAUACUCGAACAAACUGUCGCUAGAAAUGAGUAAAUUUUGGCCAAGAACAGGACUGAGGGCGAGCUUAAUUUUAAGCCAGUUACGUAACAAAUAUGUGCGUAAACUCUUCAUAAACUCGCUUCCCUUAUACGUAGGCGCUUAUUAAUUUUUUCAUGAUUCUGUCAGGAGGCUAUUGAAACCGCAAAAAAUCCUUCCGUCAUUCUGUUCUUAUUUUACUCAAACGACUCAAGAUUUUACUACAAAGUGUUUUUUAACGACUAUGUGGAUGUUGUUUGUUUCUCGGUCUAGGAGACUUAUUACUCGAUGAGAAAAAUGUGAAGUUUUGUGAGGGAUGAGAAAAAAAUUCGCAUUAGAGAUAAACCUAUUUCAGACGCUCAGCUUGCUUUUUAGAGCUUCCGACACAACACAUUUUCGAAGCCGGGAGUUUAUGACAGCGACAACGUCUGGGCCUUAAUGGCCCAGACGUUGUCGAUGUCAUGAGGAGCAAAUAAACUCAUUUGAAUUACACCGCAAAACAAGCGGUCAUUACGCGAUAAAAGGUUGCUUUAAUUUUUUUGUG